Molecule: messenger RNA, 558 nt
Organism: Vigna radiata var. radiata (mung bean)
Lineage: Eukaryota; Viridiplantae; Streptophyta; Magnoliopsida; Fabales; Fabaceae
Exons: 1
Coding region: 1-558 (185 amino acids)
Source: RefSeq, a predicted model, not a curated record
AUGGCAUUCCGCACCGGUUGCGACGCCAUCUGGUGCAGGGCAUUUUCACUGUCUUUGGAAGGAGAAGCUUUGGAAUGGUUUGAUUCCCUGCCGGACGGCUCUAUAGAAAAUUUCAAGGGAUUGAGCAACAUGUUCAAAAAUCAGUUCGCGGCCUGCCGGACACAAGAGGCCACGAUUGUUGACCUGAUGAACCUCAAGCAGGGUAAGGAGGAGCCUCUCGAGACCUUCAUGGAUCGGCUCCAAAAAAACGUUCGGCGUAUGAAGGGACUCAACACAGAGUUGGCUUUACAACACGUUAUGCCCGGACUGCGUCCCGGACCGUUCAAGGACAACAUUUGUCGAAAUCCUCCCAAGAGUAUGGAAGAGUUGCGCCAGCGAACGGCCGAUGAGAUCAGGGUUGAAGAUAUGAAACAAAGUUACCGGAAGGAACUCCAGGAAGCAAAGGCGGAGAAGGAAAGUCGACGAGAUAAUCAAGGUAGCCGUCCGGGGGGGCAACAAGGCGAGAGAGGGACCCCGGAACCCACGACUCCCGCAGUAUACGCAACUAAACGCCCCUAG